CUCACAUGAGAAAGAGCAGUGGCGACCAGCAAGCAUCACUCACACCUGUGAGGCUGCGGUGGUUACACUCUGUGUACUGACAGCUGAAGAAUCAACAGCGGUUUUUCUUUCUCUCUUUUAUCAAGUUUAUGUCAGUGUUGUAGAAAAGAAGAAAAAAAAACCCCUCACCUGUCACCGAAAGCGUGGCACCAUGUUGGAAUUGAAUACGGUGGCGCUCCUGCUGUCUUUCCUGGCUUCAGCGGCUCUGGGCCAAGGAUCUGUGAGGACCAGGAGCCAGUCGGACAGGAGCAGGAGAGUGGCCCUCAACCCAUUCACGGACCCCCAGACAACAGGCGUGACAGAGUGGACUUCUUGGUUCAACAUCGACCACCCUGGGGGGAAUGGAGACUACGAGCGCCUGGAGGCGAUCCGCUUCUAUUACAGAGAGAGAGUCUGUGCACGGCCCAUGGCCAUGGAGGCUCGCACUACAGACUGGGUGGCAGCGGCAGACACUGGGGAAGUGGUGCACUCCAAUCUGGAGAAGGGCUUCUGGUGCAUCAACAAAGAACAGCCACGCGGCCGUGUCUGCUCCAACUAUCAUGUCCGCUUUCAGUGCCCCCCAGUGCAGAGCUAUUGGACUGACUGGAGUGAGUGGGGUCCCUGUUCAACCACGGCUUGUGAUGACGUAGGCAUCGAGGUCCGCCAGAGGAAAUGUGUCAGUGCCCAGCCCAUGCCCCUCCUGUUGGUGCCAGCGUGCCAGGGGCGGCAGUCAGAGAGGAGGGAGUGCUCCACCCCCCCAUGUACAGCCAAGUGGAGUCCCUGGGGACGGUGGGGGACCUGUUCAGUCACCUGUGGUGGAGGUCGCAGGGUUAGGAGGAGGACGUGUGCGAGGAGCUCGGUGACAGUGCAGUGUACUGGACGCUCUGUAGAAUCACAGAAAUGUGGGAAGAGUCCAUGCCCAGCCAAAUGUCAGACCGUGUGCACAGAGGGUCGUCCCAGUGACGACUGCAGCCGCUGUGUGUGUGACGGCCAUGUGCUGCAUGGAGGGGUCCACAGUGUGACAGGUGCCCCCGUGGCAGGAGUGUGGGUGGCUCUUGCAAGCCAGCCCAAGGUUGUCCGUGCUCGAACGGAUGCCAAAGGUCAGUUCAAGGUCACAGGAGUCUGCUCCUCCAGCUCAACCUUGAUCACCAUCCGGAAGGAGAAGUUUGUCCCGAUCACUGUCUCCACCUUCAGUAACACCACGGGGUUGUCCUGGGUACGAGCUGUCCUCAAAUCAGCCGAAAAGCCAUAUAUUGUGAAGCAUCCAGAGGACAAAGUGCGUUAUGAGGGAGGACGGGUGAUGCUUUGCUGCAAGGCAACAGGAUCACCAGUACCUGACAAAUACUACUGGUAUCACAACGGGACACUGCUGGACAGGAAAGUGUACAAGUACGAAGAGGACCUUGUGCUGCGGGACCUGAAGCUGGAGCAGUCAGGACAUUAUUACUGCAAAGCCAACAGCCCUGCAGGCAGCAUCAAGUCCUCUCCAGCCUUGCUCACUGUUAUUGCAAAGGGAACACCAACAUGCAAUUCCACCCCUGAGACGCACCUCAUUAGACUGCCGAUGGACUGUAUUCAACACGGGAGUGGUUCCAAGUACUACAAUGCUGGCCGCUGCCCUCAAAACAAAUGUGCUGGCUCUCUAGACUUUGAUACACGCUGCAAAGAUGGAGCGGGAUUCUGCUGUGGGGUUAAAAAAUUGGAAAGUCGAAUCAUUGACUGCGGGAGUUACAGCCUCCCUAUCCGGGCUGUGGCACAGUGCAGCUGUCAGAAGUGCAUGCAGCCUACUGUGCUAGUUCGUGGCAGAGUGGUCACGGCUGACAAUGAUGAGCCUCUGCGUUUUGGGCACAUCUACAUUGGUAAAGAGAGAGUGGGCACCACAGGAUACCAAGGAGGGUUCACGUUACAAAUUAAUCCUGAUACACAGAGAUUGGUGGUAAAUUUCGUUGACCCCAGUGAGAAGUUUCUUGACACACCUAAGGUGUUCAUCUUGGACAAGAAAGGUGGAUCCAUUUACCAUAAUGUAAAGGUAAUGAGAAAGCAGACACCGAUUGAUAUCAAUGCAGCAGAGACAAACUCUAUUGACCUAGGAGAAAUUAAAGGGGAAGACCCCAUUGGGCAGCUGGUAAUUCCUCCAAAUUCAUUUCAUAAGGACAAUGGAGAAAUCUAUGAGGGGACUGUAAAAGCCAGUGUGACAUUCAUUGACCCAAGAAACAUCACCACAGCUGCUGCUGCGCCUGGCGAUCUCAACUUUGUGGACGAUGAGGGUGACAUGCUCCCUUUGAGGACCUAUGGCAUGUUCUCUGUAGACUUCAGAGAUGAGACCAAUAAGGAAGUACUUGGAGCUGGAGCAGUUCAAGUCCUCCUUGACACGCAGCAUGUCAAGAUGCAAGAGCAUAUUCCCAAAAUGAAACUGUGGUCUUUAAACCCAGACACGGGAGUCUGGGAGGAGGAGAGUGACUUUUCGUACACCACAACUACCGGUGGUCAUGGUCGAAGCAAACGAGAGGAGCGCACAUUCCUUAUAGGCAACAUGGAGAUCCGAGAACGUAGACUCUUUAACUUAGAUGUGCCUGAAAACAGACGCUGCUAUGUCAAGGUCCGGGCCUACAUGAGUGACAAGUUCCUUCCAAGCGAACAGCUAGAAGGUGUUGUGAUCACUCUGAUAAACUUGGAGCCCAAGCCUGGAUAUUCAUCAAAUCCUAGGGCAUGGGGCCGCUUCGACAGUGUCAUAACUGGAUCCAACGGGGCCUGUUUACCAGCAUUCUGUGAUGCCCAGAGGCAUGAUGCUUACACAGCUUAUGUGACUGCAAUGAUGGGAGGGGAAGAACUUGAGGCAGCGCCCUCCUCCCCUAAGAUGAAUCCAAACAUCAUUGGAGUUUCUCAGCCAUAUCUGGAUAAAAUAGACUACCAGCGUUCAGACCAUGAGGAUCCAGCUCUGAAGAAAACAGCUUUCAAAAUCAACUUGGCAAAGCCUAACCAAAACAAUCUUGAUGAAACCAAUGGGCCAAUAUAUCCAUAUCAGAAUUUAAUUGGUUGUGAAAAUGCCCCUGUUGAUGCAAAUCAUUUCAGAUUCUUUAGAGUGGAAAAGGACAAGUAUGAAUACAAUGUCGUUCCUUUUGAAGAGAAUGAUUUGACAACCUGGACGGGAGACUACCUCUCCUGGUGGCCAAAUCCACAGGAGUUCAGAGCGUGCUUCAUUAAAGUUAAGAUACAUGGACAGAAAGAAGUGAUGGUCCGGUCAAGAAAUCUGGGAGGGUCACACAGAGAAACAAAAGGCAAACUUUACGGCAUCAGAGACAUUCGCAGCACCCGGGACAUGCGAGAGGCCAACACUUCAGCAGCCUGUGUGGAGUUUAAGUGUAGCGGCAUGUUGUUUGAUCAAGCUGAUGUGGACAGAUCCCUCAUAUCAGUCCUUCCACAGGGUAACUGUCGCAGGAUCGGCACCAACAGCCUCCUACAAGAGUAUCUCAUCAAACAUCCACCAGUCGCCCUGAACAACGAGUCCCAUGCAUUAACCAUGCUAGCUCCUGUUGAUCCUCUGGGACACAACUAUGGCAUCUACACAGUCACAGACCAGAAUCCCAGGGUCGCCAAGGAGAUCGCCAUUGGGCGGUGCUUUGAUGGCACCUCAGAUGGUUUCUCAAGGGAGAUGAAGUCAGACUCUGGAGUGGCAAUGACCUUCAGCUGUCCUGAGCGAAAAAUUAACAGGGAAAGCCUCUUUCAGCGCCUGCAGACCAAUCCAGGUCAGACACUGUCUCAGAUGGCAAGGGACAUGAGGGAGUUGGAGGGUGUACAGGUGCAAAGAUCAUCGACCCAGGUGGUGGCCUAUCCUUCACAACAGCAGGGCGGAACCCAGACACGCAGGUUCAGCACUACAACCAGGAGGAGAAUGUCCACGCGCACACAGCAGCGCCAAUAGAGGUGCCAAGAGGUAUUCAGUUGGGAUUGAUAUGAUGGCCUCAAGUCAAGGAAGUAAAAGUUGCCCGUUUUUGAGUAUAAACUCCUUCUUGACUAUGAAAAUCACGAAGCCAGGGCAGACAGCAAUUCAGCAAAAUCAUCAAACAUGAUUGAAGAUAUUCAUUAGUCUUAUACUUGAAGGGAUUGAUCAUUUCUUUUCUUAUUUCUUUCCUAAAAGACACAUUUGUGUAUAUGUAACACGGUGACUGACUUUUAUUUAAUUGGCUUUGGUGUACUUUUACGAAUGAAUAGACCAAACUGGCGGUCAAGAAUGUAACUUUUAUAGCUCUAAUUUGUGGUAUUCCACUUACCCCAUGGUGGGUGUUUUUGCUGAUGUCUCUCAAUACUUUUUAACAAAACCUUCAAAAACUAUAAGUGCUAUGCCAGGCCCCAAACACUUCAUAAUUGGCCUUGCUUUCCAUUGAGCACAUACUUUUCUUUGAGAUGAAAAUGAAAAAAACAUCAGGUCUGGUUUGUUUGCAACGAACACUUUCUCUACAAACUGGGUCAUGGGACACUCUCCUCCAAAUGGGAAAACGCACUCGAAAGAGAUAAUGGGGCAAGGCAUGACACCCCUGGGAACAGAGGAUGUAUGUAGACAUGCCUCUUUUGUAGUUGUUUUUCAUUAGCAUGCUACAUUGCUAACUGUUAUUCAGCCAACUGUCCUUCCACACCUACUUAGACCAAGACCUUUGCCAAGACAAGCAUGGAUCUCAAAGGUAGUGGUUUGGAAUCAGGAUAAUUAAUUGCAAGGUAUGACAUCAUUUUUUGUCCUCUGCUGAUUCCAGAUAAGCACAUCACCAAACAAAAUGUUUCUCAAAUCAUUAUAUUCCCUGAUAUUUAAUUUUCUCAGAAACUAUUACAUUGGUUCAUUUAGGGUCUAAAUUCACUUUGUUUUUGUUGUUGGGUGAAGUGUGGUUGACCUGCAUUUUGAAGUGCAAUAACUAUAUAGUAUAGUUUAAACAAUCAGCAUGUAACAAACUAUUACAGUGCAUGGAAAAUGCUGUCGGUGAAUUAAACAACUCCUUUAUUACAUGCAGCAGGUAGUGUGGUUAGGAGAUCUUGCACAGGACUCAUUUUGAGUGAUUUUAAGCUAAUAAUUUAACUGUUAUUUAGUCAUUCUUCGACUUUCGGAACUGCAUAGAAUCCAUUAACCUUUUCAUGCUUUGCAGCGUAACUCAGUGUUUUUUUCCCCAAAUUGUACACCACAGUAAUCUUUGCAACUUCUGAUGUCAAUCUUGUUAGUGGGAGUCAAAACUCUCACUGGAGCCUUCAUCAACAAAACCCACUGCAUCGUUACAAAUGAGUGAUACUCAUAAAUCUCUCACUGACAGUAUAAGCAACGGUAUCUGAAAAUUUAAAUAGUACCUUUUAAAAGAUAAUGAAAAUUAAUUUUAUUGGACUUAGUGAAUAUAAGAAUAACAGGCUACUCAAUUAAAGUCAGUAAUGGAAAGAAGCUUCACUAAGUGAUAAAAGUCAAAACUUGUUUAUCUGCAAAAUGGGCUCUGGCAGACUCAUGGGAGAAGCCCUUCAAGCUGAACUAAUCCAAAACCAAAUGAGAGGGACCAUGGUCCAUAGAGAAACCAGGAGAGGCUGACAAGUAAAUAUAAGCCUGCUGUUAAUUAGAAAAUAAAUGACAUAUUCUCUCCUAAACAGUUUCCCCCGACUUUUACAACAAGCCAAACAUGCUCAUUUUAAUGAAACAAAGGAUGAAGUUAAGUAAUCAACAAUAUAGAGGACCCAAUAGGAUUAUAGUCAAACAAAUUACCAUCAAAAUGGCGCCCAGCCACACUCUUAAGGUGUUUCUAUCUUGAAUGCAUUCAUAUUCUUAAUGUGACACAGUUUUAAGUCAUUUGCUAAAAUUUGUCAAUGUGAAAUUGAAAGUAAGAAACCAACCCUUGACAGAAAAAAAUUCUCUGUCCAUUGUGUACAAUGAGCAGCAGACUAGUAGAAUGACAGCAUGUGAUACCUCGACUAUUAUUGCUGACCUCUCACAUAGACCUGUGGGCCAUCCACAGGCGGAACAGUUCGUAUCACCCAAAAUAAAGGCGAUGAUUGAAUCCAGGUGUUUGAACAGAUAAGUCCUAUAAAAAUGCAAUGGUGUGUGAGGUCAGCUGAGAAGGCCCAACAGCUGUAGAGCAACUGGAGGAAAUGCUAGACCAGAGACAUCAAGAGAAAGAGCAGUGAGAUUAUCUUUAAUUAUUUUCGGGGUACUGUCGGGUUUAAGUCAGAAAUGAAAGGGAAAAUAUUAGUCGUUUUUGGCCUCGCUGUCCAUCACUUACAGAAUCUCAGGCUUCCAAAGUGGUCGCACAUGGAAGAAUGCAGGAUUUCACAGAAGAGUGCUUUGACAGGAGAAUUGGCUUAUCCAUGAGAAGUUAUCAGGGGAGUUUGAAGGACAAGGUAACAAUAAUAGGCUGUGUAAACCAUUAUGUAAGGCUUUGCAUGGGAAAGUAAGCUUGGCUCUCCAAACCAUUACUUUGUCUUCUUGAGAACUUCAAAGGAGAUUAAAGAACCCGAUGUUUGGUUUUAAUGAUAAAAGAUUUUUUUUUUCCAAAGUCAAAGAAGUUUCAGCUUGAAUCCAGUGAAUAAAACAAAUCGCAAAGAUUCAUUUUUAAUGGAAAGAAAAUGUUUAUCUCAUCGAAACCUCUGUGGGAAUAUUAAUCAUAAACAUUUUGCAUUUCAUUUUACUUUCUUGCAUUUUUCACAAGAUGUUGAGGUAGAUUAGAUUAUUGACCAAUCUCAUAUUUGUACAGGAAGUAUGAGUCUAGUGUCAACAGUCAGUUGGCUUAGCUUGGCAUGAUGACUGAAAAUCGGGAAACGGUGACCCAUUUACUGUGCAGACAUGAAAGCACUAUUGAUCCUCCAAUCUAAUUUUGGGAGAAAAGCAAAUUAGGUUUUUCUUUUAAUGAAUACCAUACCAUCUUGACAAUUGCUAUUUUAAGGGAUAAUGGCGUUAUUCUUAUGAUUGAUAACUGGAAAAGGAAUCUGAAAUAGAUUUUUUUUUGUGUCAGAAAUACUUUGAUUCUCUGGUACUCUGAUUUUCCUUAUCAGUAGCAAAACUUCAGUGCAUGUCAUGCAAAUGAGCAUUUUGUCACUUAUGGGCAGAAAAGCACAAAUCUUUUAACCCAUCACAGUAACUAAAGCAUGAAUGGAUUAAUCCAUUUUCUCUUCUGUACAGUCCAGCUGGUCUCAGGGAGAUCAUAAUUUAUUCAGGAGGUCAUCCUUGAACUUUUCCACCACUUUCUGGAGUAUAAGAAGAGAGUUGUAUAUUUACCACUGUGCUCCAGUAAAAUAAUAACAUUAACAAUUGAUAAACUUCUCUUAACACUUAACUAUUGCAUGGUGAUGCUGAUCUCUUUAGUUUUUUUUCUGAAUCAAGCUUUAAUAUGUAAAUUGUGUAUUGUAUGAAAUCUACUCUAAUGGUAUGAACAAGAAACUGUAAAUAAACAAUUUUGUGUAAA
Messenger RNA from Scophthalmus maximus (turbot), 7439 nucleotides. It is a transcript of the gene cilp2, whose product is annotated as cartilage intermediate layer protein 2. The transcript has 10 exons. The coding region runs from base 191 to 3940 and encodes 1249 amino acids. NCBI's taxonomy places the organism in Eukaryota, Metazoa, Chordata, Actinopteri, Pleuronectiformes, Scophthalmidae. The record is from RefSeq and is a predicted model, not a curated record.